AUGUCAAGGUACUACACGAAGCCUCUGAGCAUUCUCGCAUCAAACAAGUUACACUUGAUACCGAAAAUGAGCGCAUUGAGACUGGUGGAAACCAUGGAGGACAUUUCAUACUGGAAGGAUAGAAGAUCAGAUUCAGCAGUAAAAUUAUUCACACACUGCAGCUCAAGACUGAUGGCACUACUGCAAGAGUUAAAAAUCUCUGAAAUGGUGAGAAUGUUACACACAUACAGUAAGGCAGGAAUCCAAGUGCAAUCGUUCAUACCAAAGAUCAGAGAAUACGUUUUAAAUGACCCAGAAAGUGAAGAGCUACUGUUCAACAACAGCUGUGUUAACGACAUGAUACUUCUGUACAAGGGGUUUGAAAAGAAUCAAGUGUUUGACUCAAGAAUACACAACUUCAUGGUUCAAAAAAUAAUAAAACAGAAGAAACACAUGGUUGAGUCUGAUGUUUGUUUAUUUCUAAGAACUCAUAAAAAUUAUUUACUGGAGAACACAAAUAGACAAGAAUAUGAAGAAACACACUCUUCAUUGGAGUCGUACCUAUUCCCAGAAUUUGUGAAUGAGAUGAUACUAAGACUACUCAAAUCAGAAAUUGAGUCAAUGGAAUUGGUGGACUCAAUGUUUAUUAGUCUCUCCAAGCACCCAGAAAUAUUUGAUGCUGAACAAAUAUUGAGUUUAAUCCGGUCCUGCUGUAAAUUGGUCCAAAGGUGUUACACAGUCAAUAACCAGGUAACAUAUCAAUCAAAUUCAACAAUAAGAGUACAAAACGUAAUUUUUAAACAGGAUAAUUCUGCUCCAAUAGAAUUUAUAAGUUCACUUUUGGGAGAAAUUGAAAGAAGGAAUGAUAUUAUGGAGUUUAGAAGCUGUAUAGAAUCCUUCUAUCAUUUAAAUGCGAUCAAUUAUUGGAAUCCAAGUCUAAUGAAGGGAAUGAUAUAUUGUAUAAUCAACAGAGUAAGCCAGAAGGAAGAUGCAGUCAAAAUACACGAAAUUAUAUCUAAAAACCAAGAAAAACUAAUUGAAGCACAUCAAAAGGCAAAUAGCGCAAGUAAGGAAGAUAGUGAGCGCAGUGAAAGGGAAUCAAUAGUAACAAGUUUGGAAGUAAAAAGAGCAGUGGAAAAAUUAAAGUCAAUAAUAAAUAAAAAUAAUGAAGUGAGAAAAAUGAAAACGAUGUACGACUCAUUUAAAAUAAAUUUGAUCUCUAAAACUAAAUGGAAGCUAUUAACAUGGCUAUACUAUAUAUUCUUUAUUAAAGCAGUGUUAUCAGUGGGAAUAAAUGGAAGAAAAGGAAAUUCAACACCCAGAAUACAAUUUUCAGCCCCUCCACUGUUAGAAAACAAAGGAAAAAGAAUAUGUUUUCUGUGUAACAAUAGUCUUAAAAGAAAUAACAUAGCAAAUGUGAAUGGAAGUUUCGGAGAGAACAGGAAUAAAGAUGAAAAACAAGAGGGAAGGCUUAAUUCGCCUGCACACAGCUUCACACAUCAUCGCAGCCAAGUACAUCAGCCAGGAUAUUGGCACUCAUACUACAAUCGCAACGACAUACAAGCAAAAGUACCGUUUCCACCGAGUAGACAACUCACGAGACAAUAUAACCCUCAGUUUCAACACACGAACAUGUACAAUAGCACCCCUUACCCAGUGAUGAAUCAAUACCAGGGCAUGGGAAUGAGUUACUAUACCACGCAAAUGACACCAGUAAUUAGACCAGUGUACCAGGCUCCAAAUAUGAGUCCAGUAACAACAAUGUAUCAGAUGCCAAUAAGAGUUAAACCACAAAUUGAACCGAGUUAUGGAGAAAAAUUGGUUUCACACAAUAUGAACGAGUUUUGGAAGAAGAAAAAGGAAAGGGACCAGGAUAGAAUUAACAGGUACUCGAGCUUCAAGUUUUACACAGACAUAGUCUGGUGGAACGACGACACCGACGAGUGGCCAGGAGUGACGAAGAUAAAGCCGGGAGAGGAAUUCGACGGAAUAAUACACUACUACUUUACGCCAUUUGACGCGCUGGUGUUGCUGGUGGACAAGAAGGUGGAGGCGUCAGUUAGCCUAUCGGACAUGCCAGAGGAGUACUCGACGGCCUCAAUGAAGGAUUUGUUUAAAAUCGAUCACCUAAUAAGGUUUAAGCUCAAGGACCCCCUGGAGUUCGACGACAAGGGAAGGCCGAAGUUGGUGCCAUGCUGCGCGUCGGAAAGGAGGCCGCAGUACACUUUUAGGUCUAAAGUAAGAGGGACGCCGAUAUUCUUCACGAACAACAUGGCAGUGUUCAAGCUGGAGGACAACCAGAACUUCGCGCAAGUUUUCUUGGUCAACACAGGAAUAUACUUGACGUUCCCAAUACAAUACAAGAUGAAGGAGUUGUUUAAGAAAGGAGAAACUGUGGAUUUAGAGGUGCUGAAAACGCCAGUGCCACCUAAGACGAGUGGAUAUUCAUGCAGAAUACCAUUGGAUUCAGAAAAGGGAAUUGAACUGGGAGGAAAGUAUAAAAUGGUAUCAGAAGUACUAACAACAGCUGGAGGACAAAGGAUGAGUGAAGAGUAUAGUAGAGAAUAUAAAGAGGACGCUUACGAUUUGAAGCAUGAACCUGUUUAUAAAACACCGAUAGAAACUGCCAAGUACUUCGUAAAUGAAUAUGAAUCCUUGCUGCCUUAUGAGUCGGAAAGUUGCACACUAAGAGAGUUCGUAAGAAGAAUACGAGGAGACUUGAAAGUAGUAAUGAGUUACAUAUCGCUUAAGAUAAGAGGAUUGGUUAAUCCGGAGACUACGAUAUCGCAAACGAUGGGAAAAAUAAUAAUAAACUUUGUAAAAAAUAAGAAGAUAUUUGAAGUGGAGAGAGAAGAAGAAGAGUUUGAAUUCAGCCAGUUCAAGGAACAAAACUGCUCGCAAGAGGAUGAUAGGAUUCCAGUGGUGGCGUUGCUAGGUGGGCCAGAAGAAGGGAAGAGCGCACUGUUUGAGAACCUAUGCGGAAAGGAGCCAGAGACAGAAUCGAACUUUAACUUCGGAAAAGUAAAACAUAAGUUCCCAAUAACGCUCUUUGACACGCCAGGAAAUGAGUUGCUGAGUCCAAUCAGAGAUAAUAUUCUGAAAGCAUCAGACAUGGCACUGAUACUGAUCUCAGCAGAAACAGGAGUGACGAAACACACGUUAGAAGCAAUAAGCAGGUGUAAAGAGAUGAAAGUGCCAUUUCUGUUCGUUCUAACAAAGCUUGAUGAGUCGUCCCAGGAGAACAUAGAAAGCGUAAUAUCGAAGUUGGCAAGUGCAGGAAUAAACCUGGAGCAGAUAGGAGGAGAGUAUCAAAUGAUCUCAUUUUCAACAUUGGAAGACUCAGAAACAAACAGGGAGACGCUGAUGGAAGCAAUCAUACUGCAAUCGUCAAUAUCAGAAAGGAGGAAGUCAGAGAGCGACGGGAACGCAAAGGCACAUGGAUACGUGCUGGACUCAGGAAAAAGUAAAAAUCAGGGCUUCUACUCACUAUUAUUGGUAAACAAGGGGACACUAAAGAAGGGGGACAAUCUGGUCAACGGAGUGGCAAGUGUGAAGAUAAAGUCAAUAAGGAACGGCGAAGGGGAACUCAUGAAAGAAUUGACGCAAUCGGAGUGCGGAUACGUCUACGGGUUCGAUAAGGAGACAACAGCAGAGCCAGGAAGUACGUUCCAAGCAUACGGAACGGAAGACGAGUCGGACACGAUGACAGAGAACGAGGAGAACGAUAGCGUCAAGUACGUGCCAGCGCUAGUGAGAAGUGACGUAAAAGCGAUGGCGGAGGCAAUAAAAGUAGCAGUAGAAAAACUCAAGUGCAUAGGAGUCAGCAGAACAUGUAAAUACAAGGUGCUGGAAGCGAACAUAGGGAACUUGAAGCAGGACGAUGUGGGAGUACUGGAAGGGAAUGGGCUGGUGGUAGCAUGUAACUCGCCCAUAUCGAACACACUCGAGACAAAACUUGGAAAACAAGGCAUCAAGGUGGUAACUGGAGACAAUAUAGUGGAUAUUGUGAAGAAGGUGGAGGAAGAGUUGCCGGAGUACCUGGGAGAAAAGAAGCUGGGAAGACUGGUGGGAACAGCCAAAAUACUUAAACUGUUCGAAGCAUCAAAGAAGAGAAAAGCGGCAGGAUGUGUGGUGACCUUUGGAAGGCUGGAGCCGAGCUACGAUUUCAGAGUCAUGAGGGGCGAUAAAUUUCUAUACUACGGGAAAAUAUCCUCACUGAGAAGAACCACGGAGGAAGCUUCAGAAAUACUCGAAACUGAGUCUUGUGGGAUCACAUUCCAGGAUUUUAACGACUUUAAAGUGGGAGAUGUGAUCGAAGCAUAUGUAGAUUAA
Molecule: messenger RNA, 4311 nt
Organism: Theileria orientalis strain Shintoku
Lineage: Eukaryota; Apicomplexa; Aconoidasida; Piroplasmida; Theileriidae
Exons: 20
Coding region: 1-4311 (1436 amino acids)
Molecular function (GO): GTPase activity; GTP binding
Source: RefSeq, a predicted model, not a curated record